Danio aesculapii is the source of this 3195-nucleotide messenger RNA. RefSeq names its product serine/threonine-protein kinase Nek9-like. Gene Ontology annotation, molecular function: ATP binding; protein kinase activity; lipid binding. Lineage: Eukaryota; Metazoa; Chordata; Actinopteri; Cypriniformes; Danionidae. The record is from RefSeq and is a predicted model, not a curated record. The transcript has 12 exons. Gene Ontology annotation, biological process: protein phosphorylation; lipoprotein metabolic process; lipid transport. Gene Ontology annotation, cellular component: extracellular region.
CACACACACACACACACACACCAGAGCAGGGUUUUACAUUUCUCAUAUAUAGUUCAGUUUAUGUUUGAAUGUUGAAUUGUACUUAUAUGUUUGAGUUUUGUGGAUUUGUGUGUAGAGUUUUGAGAUGAGCUAUAGUUAAAUUAACUGUAAGCAUUUUGAAAAACAGUAAGGGAUCAACUGUGAUGAAAUUAACAGUCUGUAUCAGUAAUCAGUAAGUGAAUGAGUGUAUCAUUUUAAUGGUGUGUGCAAUGUAGACAACUGUUUUUUGGAGUUGAAGCAAAAAUGAAAUGUUUAAAGCGUGUAAUCUGCUUGUAGUUUUGCAGACUGGGUCUAGAAUUUAGCUUCACGAGUGAAUGGUUAAGUGUGGGUCAAGUGCACACCUACAAAGACACACACUUUGCACACCAAUUCCUGUCUAACCUGUUCUGGAGAAGAAACAAAGACAGGAGGAACGAGGAGGAGGGAUACCGUGAGUGUAUGGAUCAUAUUGUUUAUGGGACUUCAAGUUUCAUCACAUCAAGAUGUAAAACUUUCAAGACCCUCGAUCAAGACUAUAAGAUUAUAUCUGAUAAACUUUGGAAAGAAGCUCCAAUCUCCUCAUUCUGUAUGUCCUGACCAACAUCCAGGAUUAUUUGCUGAUUAUAAAUAGAGCAUAGCAGUUUCCUUUCCUCUCCAACGUCACUAACUGAACAAACUGAGCUUCAGAGAUGAACACAGACCUUCAUCUUUCUGAGUGUUGUGUGGAGGUGAAAUAAGGCAUGUGCUUCCUGUGAAAACAUCAAACCAUCAAAUCAAUAAAACAUCUCACAAUUCUCCAGUGAAGACGUUUCUCAGUACUCUGACAUGGGCAACAAACAGUCAACUCCAAACCCCGGCUGCACAUUAGUAAAGAGUAACGAUAAGAAGAUCCUGGCGAAAAAUGAAAGUGGUGAUCAGUUUGCGGUUAAAAGGCUCAGAGCUGGACAGGAAAAUGAUGUGAACUUUCUGCUGCUUCUCAAUCAUCCACACAUUGUCAAUCACAAGGAGAUCAUCAGAGAUGGUGAAUAUAUAUAUCUAGUACUGGACUACUUUGAGGCUGAAGAUCUUGCUGAGAAAAUAAAACACAAAACACAGACAGCAGGACAAUUUUCUGAGAAAGAGAUUUUGGACUGGACUGCGCAGAUCUGCAUGGCUUUAAAAUACCUGCAUGAUAAACAGAUUCUACAUAAAAACCUGCAGCCCAAGACUUUAUUAUUCACUGCAUGUGGGACCAUUCGUCUGGGAGAGUUUGAUAAAAAGUUCACUGAUGUACAAACAGCAGAAUCUGAAUCUCUUGCAUAUGUUGCACCUGAGAUUUUAAGCGGCAAACCGUAUGAUGCGAAAAGUGAGAUCUGGAAGUUGGGAUGUGUUAUCAAUGAGAUGUGCACACUGAAGAGGGCUUUUUCAUCAAGAAACUCAGUUGAGAUUGUUAAAAAGAUACUCAGGAGCUACUAUGAAGAACUUCGUGAGAACUUCUCUGAAGAUCUCCAUGAGCUAAUAAAAGACACCCUUCAGGUUAAUCCAGCGCACCGUCCGUCUGUCAGUGAGAUCCUAAUGAGGCCUUUUAUCAUCAAACGCCUUAACAAAAUGGUAAAUAUGCCUACAAAUGUUUAGAUCAGAGGUUCUCAAUCCUAGUACUUGACUCCAUUCACACUUGGAGCAUCUCUGAUAGUAACAGGGGUGGGAAUCGGUGUAGCAGCUGCUGGUGGGGUAACAGCUGGAGUGAGCAAUGUAACAAAGAUAGUUAGUCAGCGUUCAAACCGGCAAAAUAUCAAAAUGAUCAUAACAAUGAUACAAGAAAAGAUUACCUCCACAAGCUGCUGCAUCCAAAACAUACAAAUAGCAGUUGGCACUGAACUAAAAGAGUUUCCUGAAAACGAUCAAUCACAGUCAAACGCACAGUCUGGGAAAAACAGUGAUAAACAGACUAUGGCAAGUGCUGGAGCUCGACUUGGACGAGGACUGGUGGGAAUCUCAGAGCUUGCCCGUGUAGCUGAAGUCGCAUCAGUUGGGAAAGUAGCAGCUCAGACUGCAAGAGUUGCUCGGGUAGCUGAAGUGGCUACAGGAGUUUUAUCUGGACUUUUCAUAGCUGUUGACAUCUUCUUUAUUGCUCUCGAUGCAAGAGAAAUUCACAACCUCCGCCAAGAUACAUCUUCAAGUGAGGCUCAACAAGAACCAGAAAAUGCAGCAUUAAAUAGAGGUCAAAGCGCAGAGACAACUGAUGACAAGUCUGAACAGAGCGAGAGAAAGAACCUGACAAACACAAACAAAAAAGAGCUAGAGCUGCGGACUGAGAUCAUGAAAUUUGUGAAGAAAAUAAGAGAGACUGAGAAAGAGCUGAAAAACGUUCUUGAUGAAUUAGGAGACGAGCUGCAAGAACUACAACCAAAGAUACCAAAGUCUCAUGAUGAUGAUGAUGAUGAUGAUGAUGAGAUGAUGAUGAUGAUGAACAGGAGUCGCCUGUCCUUUCAGUAAGGAUUUACAAUGUAUCCUGGACUUUCAUUCUAGCCUUCCUGUAGAUCAGAUGUACUGCUUAAUACUAGCAAUGCCAAGGCUGUGGGUUUCUUGUCCCGGAAAGCAAGAACUAUUAAAAUGUGUACUUUCACUUCCUGACUAUCCUUUAGCUUAAUCCUUGAUUCAUCAGGGGUUGCCACAGCGGAAUGAACCAAUAACUACUCUGGCAUAUGUUUUACACAGUGAAUGCCCUUCCAGCUACAACCCAGCAUCGUACUGGGUAACAUCCCACACUCUCACAUUUCCACACACACUCAUGCGCUUUACGGCAAUUGAUGAAAUUAAUUGGCUGUAGCGCAUGUGUUUGGACUGUGGGGGAAACCGGAGCACCCAGAGGAAACCCACGCCAACACGGAGAGAACAUGCAAACUCCACACAGAAAUGACAACGGACCCAGCUGGGACUCGAACUAGUGACCUUCUUGCUGUGAGGCCACAGUGCUAUGUAAAUAUAUACAUUUAAAUGUCUUUCGAGAUGAAAGUAGUUUAUAGUCACCAAUUCUGGGGGCAAAACAUUUCAAGAAGAAACAAAGCAUUUCCUUUCCUGUUCUUCCAAUGUCUCAGUGAUUUUAUGUGAGAGGGAAAAUUUAGCUUAUUUCACUUAUAAUAUAAUGUGAUUAUUUAUUUAUGUUUUCAUAACUAACAAAAAAGGAAGAAUAUAUAU